Molecule: messenger RNA, 2274 nt
Organism: Galeopterus variegatus (Sunda flying lemur)
Lineage: Eukaryota; Metazoa; Chordata; Mammalia; Dermoptera; Cynocephalidae
Gene: FBXO42
Product: F-box protein 42
Exons: 5
Coding region: 32-1492 (486 amino acids)
Molecular function (GO): protein binding
Source: RefSeq, a predicted model, not a curated record
CUGCAUUGUGACAACCCAUGGGCCACCUCCCAUGGCUGGCCAUUCCUCCUGCGUGAUAGAUGAUAAAAUGAUUGUCUUUGGAGGUUCUUUAGGAUCCCGGCAAAUGAGCAAUGAUGUCUGGGUCCUUGACCUUGAGCAGUGGGCGUGGUCCAAGCCAAACAUCUCCGGUCCCAGUCCUCAUCCUCGAGGUGGCCAAUCUCAGAUUGUCAUAGAUGAUGCAACUAUCUUAAUCCUUGGAGGGUGUGGCGGUCCCAAUGCUCUGUUCAAAGACGCUUGGUUGUUGCACAUGCACUCAGGUCCCUGGGCCUGGCAGCCACUCAAGGUAGAACAUGAAGACCAUGGGGCCCCUGAACUGUGGUGCCAUCCAGCUUGCCGGGUGGGACAGUGCGUGGUAGUCUUCAGCCAGGCUCCUAGUGGGAGAGCCCCACUCAGCCCCAGUUUGAACUCUCGCCCAUCACCUAUUAGUGCCACUCCUCCAGCCCUGGUUCCUGAAACCCGAGAGUACCGCUCUCAGUCUCCAGUAAGGAGUAUGGAUGAAGCUCCUUGUGUUAACGGCCGCUGGGGAACACUGAGGCCCAGGGCUCAAAGGCAAACUCCCUCAGGUUCCCGGGAAGGGAGCCUUUCCCCAGCCAGAGGAGAUGGCUCUCCAAUCCUCAAUGGUGGGAGUUUAUCACCAGGAGCAGCAGCUGUCGGUGGCUCUUCCUUGGACAGCCCUGUACAGGCCAUAUCUCCGAGCACUCCAUCUGCUGCUGAAGGAUAUGACCUAAAAAUGGGACUUUCUUUGGCCCCCCGACGAGGUUCACUACCAGAUCAGAAAGAUCUGAGAUUAGGAUCAAUAGAUGUGAAUUGGGAUCUGAAACCUGCUUCUAGUAGCAAUCAUAUGGAUGGCGUGGACAACAGGACAGUUGGAGGAAGUUUGAGACACCCUCCUGAACAGACGAAUGGUGUACAUACCCCACCACACGUGGCCAGUGCUCUUGCAGGGGCCGUCUCCCCUGGUGCCCUGCGUCGGAGUCUGGAAGCCAUCAAAGCAAUAUCAUCCAAAGGCCCCUCAGCUUCUGCAGCACUAAGUCCUCCUCUUGGGUCUUCUCCAGGCUCCCCUGGGAGCCAGAGCCUGAGCAGUGGAGAAACAGUGCCCAUCCCCCGCCCAGGGCCUGCCCAAGGAGAUGGACAUUCCUUACCUCCCAUUGCCCGCCGACUAGGCCACCACCCUCCCCAGUCCCUAAAUGUUGGCAAACCCCUGUACCAGAGUAUGAACUGCAAGCCCAUGCAGAUGUACGUGCUGGACAUUAAAGACACCAAGGAGAAGGGGCGGGUCAAAUGGAAAGUAUUUAAUAGCAGUUCUGUGGUUGGACCUCCUGAAACCAGCCUGCAUACAGUGGUACAAGGCAGGGGUGAACUCAUUAUAUUUGGAGGACUCAUGGACAAGAAACAGAAUGUGAAGUACUAUCCAAAAACAAAUGCCUUGUACUUUGUGCGAGCAAAGAGAUAAUGUGUUCUAAACCCCUUUCCCUUUCUUUGGCUUUUAAUUUGGAAUUUUCCAGUGUGCGAGCAUUUGGACUGAGAAUUGGGAAAAAAACAAAAUUGCUCCCAUAAACCGAAAUACCAGUUCCCAACCUAACUCACUCCAGGCUGGGAUCAAGUCUCCAUUAAGAAAAAAAUUAUAUAUAUAAAAAAAAAAAAAUAUAUAUAUAUAUAUAUAUAUAUUAUAUAGCCAACUCUGUUUACAAAAAGGGAGAGAUCUCCGUCCUGGUUCAGAUAAAGUUGUUGCUGUGUUUUAGCAGAGGCUGUGCUGCCUUUUUCUACUUUGCUGGUAACUAGACCAAGAAGUUAGGCAACAGACUAACUAAUAUCAGUAACUUUCCAAAAGAAACUGAAGAGCCCCCUGUAAAUCUUUAUGUGGCCUUCUCAGAGUUAGAAAACAAAAGGGCAUCUAUAAGAUGAAGAGGUAGAGAUUUUUAGACUCAUGUGCUUCAGGUGCUGGCCGGGUAAAAGUAACUUAUGGAAAACUCUUCUUCCCCUUCUCUUAAAACCACAGAGGACCUGUGACAGCUGUGCAGAAAUGCCCUCUGCCUGACCCCUUCUGCCCUUUAUGACUAAGGAAAGUUACCCAUCAAGGGAUUUUGUUCCACAUUUGUGUGCCAGGAUCAUCAUGAAAUAAUGUGUAUGCAGCCCACAUCCAUUCACCUAGUGUGUCCAUUGAUCUUUUGAGUACCCCAUGUGUGUCUCAGAAAACAUUUUGGUGUCUGAUUAUAGAAUUUUCUGACAAUUGUA